UUUAUCUUAGUGUACGCAAUAUAUUUUGUGAAAUGGAAACUGAAUUAUUGUGGAUUUUAGUGGUUUUGUUGAAUAGCUCACAAAGUAUAAAACUACAAUUUGGAAACUGUCCAAUUCAUUUCAAAGAACCUUGCAGUUCCUUCGGUAUCAAAUUCAUUUUAUCGAUGGGGAAAAGUGAAAAUUUAACUUACCACGAUUUGGAUCCUUAUCAACCAGUUCUUCCAGAUAAUUUUGAUUAUUUUUUACCCCUGAAAAUCGUUGUUCACGGUUAUGGUGGAAUGAAAGUGGACACGGCUAUUACGAAUGUGACUGUAGCCUAUCAAACCAUUGGAUAUAAUAUAAUAAUAGUUGAUUGGGAGCCUCUAUCAGCUCUUCCUUGCUACAUAACAGCUUAUUUGAAUACAUGGCAUGUUGGACAAUGUCUGUCAAAUUUGGCGAUCAACCUUACUCCUUAUGGAAUAAAUCCGCAACUAACUCAUAUCGUGGGAUUCAGUUUAGGAGCACAUAUAGCUGGAUUUGCUGGGACUAACAUCAAAAAUUCACUUGGUAUUUCUUUUAUGAGAAUAACAGGUUUAGAUCCAGCCCUCCCGUUUUUCGCCACCUUCAACAAUGACUGGAAAUUGGAUCCAACUGAUGCAUCUUUCGUCGAUAUCAUACAUACCAGCGCUGGGACUUUUGGUAAAUUGGAAGCAAUUGGUGAUGCUGAUUUUUACGUAAACGGAGGAUCCUUACAACCAUUUUGUUAUACAGCAAAGUAUCCUCCGAUAUGCAGUCACAUAUUAUCGGGACUCUACUUUGCUGAAUCGAUAUUAAAUCCAGGAAGUAUCUUUUUGGGUACCAAAUGUGAUAGCUUGAGCAGUUAUUAUCUAGGAUUCUGUGAAUCAGGUGCAGUUGCAAUUAUGGGAGAGUACACACAUUUCACAACUAAGGGAAUGUAUUUUGUGAAAACAGCAACCAAUCCGCCUUUCGCAUUAACUUUAUUGAAAUUUUAAAUAAAUUAUUUGAUU
Diorhabda carinulata is the source of this 1007-nucleotide messenger RNA. RefSeq names its product pancreatic lipase-related protein 3-like. The transcript has 6 exons. Gene Ontology annotation, molecular function: lipase activity. Lineage: Eukaryota; Metazoa; Arthropoda; Insecta; Coleoptera; Chrysomelidae. The record is from RefSeq and is a predicted model, not a curated record. Bases 33 to 992 code for a protein of 319 amino acids.